This is a messenger RNA of Notothenia coriiceps (black rockcod), 1874 nucleotides long. RefSeq names its product claudin-4-like. Gene Ontology annotation, cellular component: bicellular tight junction; membrane. The record is from RefSeq and is a predicted model, not a curated record. Gene Ontology annotation, molecular function: structural molecule activity. Lineage: Eukaryota; Metazoa; Chordata; Actinopteri; Perciformes; Nototheniidae. The transcript has a single exon. The coding region runs from base 481 to 1152 and encodes 223 amino acids.
UUCAUUUGAAAACGCAGACAAACGAGCGCUAACAAUCCCAGGUUGUAAAUGUGACCGAAGCCCAGUACUCGCCUGAUUGGCUCGGUUUGACGUGUGAUGUCAUCGCUUAGGAGGCCCUGACAACUUGGUAAUAAAACAAUACCAAGAUAAGGGUAAUCAACUCCUUAAAACCAACAGAACGCAGGAAUACUACGCCUGAGUGGACACGUAGACGCAGGAGGAAGCACACAGUGACAAAAGGACACUGUAUUCAAUAGCAGGUGCAGUAGCUACAGCUUGAGGAGUCGUACCUGGUGGGAAGACGAACCAAAAAAGAGGAGGGCAAAAUCAAGAGGAUCUUUUAAUACUUGCUGGAAAAUAAGAGGGGGAAAGAGAAGGAAAACCGUGAGAAAGAAAAUCUGAUAAAGAGGAACCAAGAAGAGAGGAAGGACAGAUAAAGGAACUUUUGAUUCAAAGAGGGCACUUCUGUCUGAGUGCACGAUGGUGUCUUUGGCUCUUGAACUGGUGGGCGUCAUCCUGUCGGUGGUCGGCGUGGUGCUGAGCGUGACCAGCUGUGCUUUGCCCAUGUGGAGGGUCUCCGCCUUUAUUGGCUCCAACAUUGUCACAGCGCAGGUGUACUGGGAGGGCCUAUGGAUGAACUGCGUCUUCCAGAGCACGGGGCAGAUGCAGUGUAAGAUGUACGACUCCAUGCUGGCCUUACCUCAGGACCUGCAGGCCGCCAGGGCUCUCACCAUCGUGUCCAUCAUCGUGGGGGUGGUGGCUUUACUCAUAUCUGUGGUGGGAGCAAAGUGCACCAACUGCAUCGAGGAUGAAGGGGCAAAAGCCAGAGUGAUGGCCGCCUCUGGGGGCGGGUUCAUCACAGCAGCUCUGACCCAGCUGGUGCCAGUUUCCUGGUCCGCACACACCAUCAUUAUCGAGUUCUACAGCCCACUGAUUCAUUCCGGUCAGAAGAUGGAGAUCGGGGCGGCGCUGUAUCUGGGCUGGGCCGCCGCCUCAUUGCUGCUGAUUGGAGGGUCCAUCCUCUGCUGCAGCUGCCCUCCGAGGGAAGAUACACCGACGAGGUACAGCAUGCCCCCCCAGAGUCGCAUAGCCUACUCCGCCGCACCGAGGUCAAUUGCUCCCAGCUCCUACAACAGGAGGGACUACGUGUGAGGGAAGAGGAGAGGACCGAGGGGAGAGAAGGAGGAAUUGGGACCUCCAUUAUACUUUUUACAGAAAUGUAGUGGAAAUAUUGAUUGUCUUAGUUUAACUAGAAGUAGUUGUUCAAUGUAAAGAGUUUUUGAGACAAACCAGUUUGAGGACAUUUAGGAUCAAUAAUGCGUGUAAAUAUGAAGGCAGUUUUGGAAAAAUAGAUAUAGAAGCUCUAUAUAGAUGUUUGAUGAUACUGUUUACAAAUAUCUUGGUCUAAAUCAAGUUUCAGAAGAUUUGACCAAAUAGGAGAUGUUUAAAAAAGUUGUUCAUGUGGAUGAGGAGACUUUCUCCCAUGUAUAUUUAUUAUUGUUCCUUUACCAUUUACGUUAUAAAUAUUCUUUAUUGUACUGACCAGUGUGUACAAACCUGGUAUCAUACUGUCAAAUAUUGUAAAGCAAGUAAAGACAUUGUUGAUAAUUUAGUCGAGCAAAAUGGAGCUCAAUUUGGGCUCCAAAGCAAGGUCAACAUGGCGAAGGACUGUACAAAGAAGUGUUGUUAAAUGAUCAUGUUUGAUAUGUCAGUGAUUUCCUAUCUCUUUCACAUGAUAUGGCUGUGUUUAGACAAUGUCUACAUGCUUUUAUAUAACAUGGGUUUCGUUUCAUUAACAUAUGUUUGCCUAUAAUCAGAGAACAUUUUGAGUUUGCUUUAAGAAUGCAAAUGUUUUUUUAAAUGAUUAAAAUAAC